AUGAAUUAUCUUUUUGGCACUGGAGAAACAGCAACUGAAGAGCUGAUGAAACCAGAGGAAUCGACCUAUCCGACUACGGAAGAUGUGGAUUUUGAAGCUUAUGGCAAAGAAAAUAUUCAAAUUCUACUGAAUCGUAAUUCAGGUGAUGAUAAAGUAACGACGUGGGAGAUUGUAGAGGAUACUGACGGUGUCAAGAUUUGGCGUGGAAUGGUCAAGGACUGUGACUGGUGUCCAUUCCGUGCAGCUCGUCGUAUUAACGCUGACAAGCACGUCAUUGAGCAAAUCUUGCUCGAUCCGAAUCGUACCUUGGAGCUGGAUGAGAUGAUGGAGGGCAUUGUGACAUUGCGUGACAUUGGGAAGUCGCAUCACUUGGCCCUGCGCCAGAUCACUAGCAAGGGUCAAUUUCCCAUCUCUGGUCGGGAAUUUCUUGUGGUCACGUACGCCACGACGCUUGAGGAUGGACGUAUCAUCAUUGCUACGCGCUCUGUUGAUGUGGCGGAUAUUGUCCCUCUUGAAGGAUAUGUCCGUGCCAACAACUACAUUUCGGGCUACAUUAUUGAAGAAGUCAAGGAGCCCAACGGUAAGGUAUACUGCGUCGUGACUCUCAUCGCACAUGCUGACCUGGCUGGACACAUCCCACCAAGCAUCAUCAACAGGCUGGGUACGUCCUCGACUGUCAAGGUUCUUGAGAAGUUGGCUAGCAUUGUGACCACCAAGUAG
Peronospora belbahrii is the source of this 720-nucleotide messenger RNA. Lineage: Eukaryota; Oomycota; Peronosporomycetes; Peronosporales; Peronosporaceae. The record is from the annotation of a GenBank genome assembly.